Messenger RNA from Colletotrichum gloeosporioides, 5274 nucleotides. Its product is annotated as ATP-dependent RNA helicase DRS1. The record is from RefSeq and is a predicted model, not a curated record. The coding region runs from base 1 to 5274 and encodes 1757 amino acids. The transcript is spliced from 3 exons. Gene Ontology annotation, molecular function: RNA helicase activity; ATP binding; nucleic acid binding. Lineage: Eukaryota; Fungi; Ascomycota; Sordariomycetes; Glomerellales; Glomerellaceae. Gene Ontology annotation, cellular component: actin cortical patch.
AUGGCCCCCUCUCAGAAACGCAAGCCGAUUGACGACGACUUCGUCCACACAAUUUCCGACAAUGACGAGGACAUUGUCGAGGAAGAAGAGGCUGUCGCGCCGCCCCCGAAGAAGAAGGUGAAGACCGCCAAGAAGUCCAAGAAGUCUAAGAAGGGUGAGGAAGAGGAGGAGGAAGAGCGCGAAGGCAUCUGGGGCAAGAAUGAAGACGACGACGGUGCCAUGGACUCCGACUUCGAGUUUGCCCAAGACGGCGCUGUCGAAUUCGGCGACGACGAGUUUGAGGGCUGGGGCUUCGACGGCGCAAAGAAGUCCAUGAAGAACCAGGACCCGGUUGGCGUCGAUUUGGACGAGAUCAUCCGCAGGAGGCGCGCGAAGAAGACCGGCAACGAGGAGCCCGAGGCCGCCGUACAGGAGGAGGCUGGUGACGACGACGACGAGGCAGAGAACGACAUGGAUAUCGACCUCGACGACGAUGAAGACGGAGUGCUUGCCGACGACGCCUUCGGCAUGGGUGUUGACCCUGAGAACGAAGGGUCGGCCGAUGAGGAAAUUCCCGACGCAGAAGACGAAGACGCCGCUGCAUCAGACAACGACUCCGUUGCGACACCCGUAGACCACCCCGACGACGCCCGCGACGAUUCAGACGACGAAGAGGAGGAUGCAGAGGAACAAGCCAAGCGUGAUGCCUUCUUCGCGCCAGAGGAGCCCGCACAGCCCGGCAAGAAGGAUAUCGCUUCAUCAUUCCAGGGCAUGUCUCUGUCGCGUCCCCUUCUCAGAGGUCUUGCCGCCGUUGGCUUCUCCAAGCCCACGCCCAUUCAGGCCAAGACCGUGCCCAUCGCUUUGAUGGGCAAGGAUGUUGUCGGUGGUGCAGUCACUGGUUCUGGAAAGACAGCCGCCUUCGUCGUGCCCAUUCUCGAGCGUCUCCUGUAUAGACCGAAGAAGGUGCCCACCAGCCGUGUCGUCAUCCUCACCCCUACCCGUGAAUUGGCUAUCCAGUGCCACGCCGUCGCUACCAAGCUCGCGGCCUACACGGACAUCAAGUUCACACUGGCCGUUGGUGGUCUCAGUCUGAAGCAGCAAGAGGUCGAACUCAGAUUACGGCCGGAUGUCAUCAUUGCUACUCCCGGUCGUUUCAUCGAUCACAUGAGAAACUCUGCCAGCUUCAACGUCGACACUGUAGAGAUUCUGGUGCUUGAUGAGGCCGAUCGUAUGCUCGAGGACGGUUUCGCCGACGAACUGAACGAGAUUCUCACCACACUCCCCAAGUCAAGGCAGACCAUGUUGUUCUCUGCUACCAUGACGUCGUCUGUCGACCGCCUGGUCCGCGUCGGCAUGAACAAGCCCGCCAGGGUCAUGGUGGAUUCCCAGAAGAAGACAGUCGGCACCCUGGUGCAAGAGUUCAUCCGCCUGCGUCCCGGCCGUGAGGAGAAGCGCAUGGGCUACUUGAUCCACAUCUGCAAGACGAUGCAUACCGAGCGGGUCAUCAUCUUCUUCCGCCAAAAGAAGGAGGCUCACAGGGCAAGAAUCAUCUUUGGUAUGCUGGGCAUGUCCUGCGCGGAGCUCCACGGUAGCAUGAACCAGGCUCAGAGAAUUGCCAGUGUAGAGAACUUCCGUGACGGCAAGGUCAACUACCUCUUGGCCACCGAUCUUGCGUCUCGUGGUCUCGACAUCAAGGGCGUUGACACCGUCAUCAACUACGAGGCGCCGCAGAAGCUGGAGAUUUACGUGCACAGAGUCGGCCGUACUGCGCGUGCCGGCAGAAGCGGUGUCGCCGUCACCCUGGCUGCCGAGCCGGACCGCAAGGUCGUCAAAGCCGCGGUCAAGGCGGGCAAGUCCCAGGGAGCCAAGAUCAUGAGCCGAGUCAUCGAGCCAGCGGAAGCAGACAAGUGGCAAGCUCAGGUGGACGAGAUGGAAGACGAGAUCGAGGAGAUCAUCGUCGAGGAGAAGCAAGAGAAGCAGUUCGCACAGGCCGAGAUGCAGGUCAGGAAGGGAGAGAACAUCCUCGAGCACGAGGCCGAGAUCAAGUCCAGGCCGAAGAGGACAUGGUUCGAGACGGAGCAGGACAAGAAGAAGGCCAAGGACGCGGGCCGGGCCGAGCUCAACGGCGAGGGCGGCCCGGGCAAGAAGAAGGUGAAGAUGAGCAACAAGGCCAGAAAGCAGCUCGACGCCAAGGCCAUCAGGAGCGAGGGCCACGUAUGGAAGAAGGGCAAGGCGGAGCGUGCUGGACAAGGCGCCGUGCUAAACCUCAAGAAGAAGAAGGUCCCCAAGAACGGCAGAAUGAGGGCGAAGAUGGCCCGUGGAAAGAGGCCCUUCAGGCGAUUUGGUCCCCCGCACCCGCAUCCUCAUAAUCGACUCAGUCUGCUGCGAUACCUCUUCCCGCGAACCGUCCGAGAUCGAUAUCGCGAGCGCGUCCUCAACUUCCGGCUCGACACGCUUCCGCAGCUCAAGCAUCGCUUCCAGUCCCGCAUUUACCGGUUGAUUCUUGAGCGCCAGCGCAAGCGGAACGAAAAGUCGAGGCUUGUCGACGUCUUCCGGCGGCAAAGUCGCCGGCUGCUCUUGGGCCCACCCCCAGCGAGGCCGGCGAGGCAUGCGAGAGCAGGACGCCCAGGCAAAACGAUGUCCACUUGGUCAGACUACACAGGCAACGGAGGAGGAGGAGGAGGAGGAGGAGGAGCUACGGCUAACUCCAGCCGCAAUGGGGAUGGGAACGGCUAUGGAUAUGGCGCGGCGCCAGAGGGCGAGCCGGCACAAGGCGAGAGAGGUUUCCGUCGGAAAUGGCUGGCUGCAAAGGCAGGCAGCAUGUAUCGCGCCGGUGCAGUUGCGAUGAACGAGAUAAGAGAAGGAUAUGCGCAGACGCGGGUGAGGUCGCUGGAACCAGACGAUGGCAUGCCGAGGACGACAAUACCCGGAUCAUUCCCAGAUGUUGCCAUUACAGUGCAGGGUGACGACCAGAUGGUCAUCUUUCCGUCCUAUGCGAAGCGACACACCAAGCAAGAUUGGGGCGAUGAAAACGAGUACAUCUCGAAUGAACCACACGGGGCCAUUAGAGAUUCGGAGUACUGGAGGCAAGAGUGGGAGCGCAACGAAGACGAGAGGGCAAUUGUGGAUAUUGACGUCAGAGGAUGGGUUUACUCGCCGCACAAAGGGCCCAUGACUAGACGCAAUCGGAUUCUCAUCGGGCUCGCGCGCCAGUUGAGCGGCAUCCCAGCGCCCAGGCAAGACGCCCCUCCCUCGGAUUCGCUGGGGGCGCUUCACCAGUCUCACGAGGAGAGGAGGGAGCAGGAGAAGAUUGCGAAAGAGGCGGCAGAGAUUGAGAAGAGGGGUCAGGAGGAGAGGCGUGUGGCAAAUCGCGGUGGCUUCAGCGAAGCGGCGCGAGAGGAGGACGACGAUGACGCCGGUAGCAUAUACCCCGCGAGGUCAAGAUCUCGCAGUGGCAACCGAACGCCUAUGACGGCUCCAGGAUCGCCCAAGAUGCCAGCUAGGCAGUACACGAACGGCAACGAGCUGUCGGAGGCUGAAUUAUCCGUCGCAAACGCGAACCUCAUGGCUAGGAUAGCGCCAUUCAUGACGACACCCCUGAUUCAGCUUCCCAUCACCAUAUUCUUCUACAACGAUGAGAAGUCGGCUUCGCGGACGGUGCAGACCAAUGACGCUGGUCACUUCGUCAUACGUGCCGCCUUGGACUUUGUUCCAACACAUGUCCGCGUCUUGGCCAACCAAAGCCUAUCGGCAGUUCAAGAAGUCAAGAUCAUUGAACCAAGGGGCGUUAGUCUGAUCAGCGAUAUCGACGACACCAUCAAGCGGUCCAACAUCUCUGGCGGCGCGAAGGAGAUCUUCCGAAACACGUUCAUCCGUGAGCUGAAGGACUUAACGGUCGAGGGCGUCAAGGAGUGGUACAACGAGCUGCACGCGAUGGGCGUCAGCAUACAUUACUGCUCAAACAGCCCGUGGCAGUUAUUCCCAGUUUUGGCAAGCUACUUUAUGAUUGCCGGCUUGCCUCCAGGAUCUCUCCACCUUAAACAGUACAGCGGUAUGCUCCAGGGCAUCUUCGAGCCGGUGGCCGAAAGGAAGAAGAGCACACUUACUCGGCUGAUGAAGGACUUCCCUGAGCGGAAGUUCCUGUUGGUGGGUGACAGCGGCGAGGCUGAUCUGGAAGUCUACACUGAGCUGGUUGAAACCCAUCCAGGACGAAUCAUUGCAGUGUUCAUCCGUGAUGUCACGACUCCUGAACAGAGCGGCUACUUUGAUUCAUCGUUCGAGGGCACCGCUCGCCAGAAGGCUCCAACAAUCAGACUUCAGGACAAGAGCGACGAGCCGGCAAAAAGGCCUGGUCUGCCACCACGCGGUGAGAACAAGACAGCCGGACCCGUUAUGGGCGAUCUGAUUGACUUCUCGGACGAGCCGGAGCAGGCGACUCUGGAUGACGCAGCUGCGCUUGCUCAACUCAAGGCAAGGCCAAAACCUACUUCAAGUGCGAGCACGUCUGAUCUUGCUAUCCGCAAACCUCCACCGCCUCGUCCAGUCAAGCCAGCAGCCCUUCGCAGUGCUCCUUCAGACACGAAGGUGCCUACUUUGGGCUCCAAUGGCGGUUCUGCUCCACCUCCGCCUGCGCCACGGUCGAGAAAACCAUCCGCUGACCGAUCCGCCCCUCAUCCGCUGUCACAAAUACACAACGCAUCGCAGCAGACGGUUGGUAGCACCGGCAGCGUACCCAAAACAGCAAAGAUACCAGCAUCGACUACCCCAGAGGAGAUGAGCAAAGCGUUCAAAGUCCCACCACCGCCCCCACCUCCGCGGCGCAGGGACACCCCGUCCGGGGCCCGGAGCCUCAGCCCGCGGACCAUUAAUCGGCAGAGACUGUCGAGCAACGACGACAUUGACUUUGAAGCCCUCCCACCGUCUGCCGGUUCUCAGCCGCCCGCGUUUGCAAAGACCAAGUCGAACAGCCUCAAGUCGGGAGCCACGUCUCCAACGUUGGGGUCUCCGACGAUGGGACCAACAUACCCCAACAGGAAACACGAGUUAUGGAUGCGCCGUCUGCAGCGCGCACAGGAAGUAUUGGAGCAGCACGGAGUUGCCUUGUACACGUGGCGGAGAGGCGAUGACGUUGUCGCUGAAGCAGUGGGCAUGGUCGAGGAAGAACUUAAAAGAGUAGGAAAUGGGAAAGGUAAUGGAGAGAAGGAUGCCCGGGCGGACGGAAAGAGGUUUGAGAGGCAGUUGAAGGCGGAACAGCAACACAGGCAGCAGAGGCCGCCGCAACAGCAGUGGAGGUGA